Molecule: messenger RNA, 5639 nt
Organism: Grus americana (Whooping crane)
Lineage: Eukaryota; Metazoa; Chordata; Aves; Gruiformes; Gruidae
Gene: RAB23
Product: RAB23, member RAS oncogene family
Exons: 7
Coding region: 445-1158 (237 amino acids)
Molecular function (GO): GTPase activity; GTP binding
Source: RefSeq, a predicted model, not a curated record
AGUUCUCUGCUCCAUGCUUUUUAUUAUUUCUUUAAAUAUUUGCCAUCCAGGUUACACCAAGACUUUUUUUCUGACCAUGAUGCACAGAUACCUCUGUACUUACUAUAAAUAGCAGGGUAAAUGUUCUCAGCUAGCCUUUAAAUUCCUGCAGGCUCCAAAGUGAGUAAAGCGUGAAUCAUGCAGUGAAGAGAGGUUCAGGGGGCUAUUUUAGUCAGAACACACUCUUGGUCUCUCAGUGUUAAUUUGUUUAAGUGGGGAGUGACAUUCUUUCUGGCACCACUCGUCCAGGGCUUUUGGAUCCUGGAUUUAUUCCGCAAGUCCCCUGUCGAAGACUGUAGUAUACAUUUGGAGGAAAUCUGGAUACAUCUUCACAAUCUUCUUGAAUUUAUCCUGACAGAAUCAAUAGUUUCCUGAAUAAGCUAGAGAGUCACUUGGGCUGCAAAGAUGCUGGAAGAAGAUAUGGAGGUGGCCAUCAAGGUGGUGGUAGUAGGAAAUGGAGCUGUUGGAAAGUCCAGUAUGAUUCAGCGAUAUUGCAAGGGGAUUUUUACAAAAGACUACAAGAAAACUAUUGGUGUAGAUUUCCUGGAAAGACAAAUCCAAGUUAAUGAUGAAGAUGUCAGGCUAAUGUUGUGGGACACUGCGGGACAAGAAGAAUUUGAUGCAAUAACUAAGGCCUACUAUAGAGGAGCCCAGGCUUGUGUUCUUGUGUUUUCUACAACUGACAGAGAGUCCUUCAAAGCAAUCCCUACCUGGAAGGAAAAAGUUGUGACUGAAGUUGGAGACAUUCCCACAGUUCUUGUCCAGAAUAAGAUUGAUCUUCUUGAUGACUCUUGUAUAAAGAACGAAGAGGCAGAAGCACUGGCAAAAAAGCUAAAAUUAAGGUUCUACCGAGCGUCUGUGAAGGAAGACCUAAACGUAACUGAAGUUUUUAAGUAUUUGGCUGAUAAAUAUCUUCAAAGGCUCAAGCAACAAACAGCUGAAGAUCCAGAACUAGUACAUACAAGCAGUAACAAGAUAGGUGUUUUUAAUACAGCUGGUGGAAGUCACUCCAGCCAAAAUUCUAGCACUCUUAAUGGUGGAGAUGUCAUCAACCUUAGACCAAACAAACAGAGGACCAAGAAAAACAGAAGUCCUUUUAGCAACUGCAGCAUACCUUAGACCACUUUGGGAGGAAAGAAACCCAACCCGGUGAAUUGCAUGAAGUUGUGCAAUUGAGUACAGAAUAAAGCCAGCUGUAGAGGUAUUUUUACCAGUGCUUUAGCAAAUCUUGUGCCAAUGGGAUCCUCAAUAAACUUUCUGAUGCUGUGGGUUUGGUGUGUAGAAUGAGACACCUGGUGGUAAAACACAGAACCGUGGCUGCCCCACGCACUUUGUAAAAUUUAGGCAAGCUUCUCCUUUUUCAAGGAAUUAUUUACAGAGCUAUCCACUAGGUAUUGCUGAAUUGCAAAGCACGUUUAACAUAGGGAUAAUACUUACAAGUAUAGGUACAGACCAUAACACCUCGGCCCAAGGUACAGUAGCAACCUUGCAACUAAAUUUCAAAGAAAAUGUUAGAAUUUGUUGGUCAGGAUACUAAGAUAAAUGAAGAGCAAAAAGAAGACACUACAUUUUAUGCCUGACUGUAUUUAUAUGGAUUCUGGCAGUUCCAUCAGUGCAAUAUACUUGUAUUAUAUAUAUAUGAGUGCUAAGGUAUAGAUAUAAACAUUUGGUAUGAAUAUUUAGGCUAAAUUCCAAUGUAUACAUUACUUGGAGAUCAGCUAAUGAUCAUAAAAUGACAUCUUCAACACAAAAUUUUCCUUUAAAAAUGUUGCAUUUCAGGUGAGGCUUUCCCAGCUGCUGCUGUGUACAUUUAACUUGCUAGACUUUGGGCCUAAAAGGUUAGAUUUUAAAAAUGUAUGGUGCCAAAAAUGCUCCUUCUUUUUACCUAAUGCUGCGCUACAGAUGUUUUUGUAAGUUUGUUUUUGUCAGUCUUAACAAGUUGAACAAAUAACACAAUCUUUGAUACUAGUAGCUAUUCAGAAGGAAGAUAUAAUAUAAUCAUAUUCCUGUUCAAAUUUGAUUGUUGUAUCCUGUGUUGUCUAUGAAAAAGGAGUUUGUAAAGUGGUGUCACAAAAUAUUUAUCUUCUUUGGAAAAAAUUUUCAUAGAUACCAUAAACUAAGUUAUGGAGGAUCCAAAAAAUUGCAGCUGAUGACUGAAUUACAUUAACGAGACAUUCUUGAAUGUUCUCUCAGAUUCAGAGUUAGCUGCUGGUUACAGAAAAUCUAAUUCGGCAAGAUCAGAGACAUGGCAAAAAUUUUUCAAAGUGCUAAAGUAAUUUUACAGAAUUGAUUUAGAUGUUUAGGAGCCCAAAUCUAAAUUACAGUUAUUUGGGGUUAGGGUCCUAAAUCACUAAGGUGCUUUUAAAAAUGCUAAGGAAGAUACCUUUUAUUUACCAAAAAUAAACACUUUUUAAUCCUCUUCAAGAGCAUGCAUGCCUUUUAAAAAAAUAUCCAUUUUGUUUACAUGUUUUUGUAUGGUAUGAUAUAAUUUUAACUUUCUAGGAUUUCUACAACAAACCUGCCGGUGACAAAUGCAAAAUAUGCUGCUUGAACGAAUUCAGAGUUUUAAUAGUUUUUUAAAUGGUUAUGAGAAUGAAAAUGAGUGAUCCUGUAUAUUUUUGGAGGAAGGACUUUUCACUGUGUGAAUUCAUGUAGGAAGCUUGACUUACUUUAUUUCUAAGUCAGUGAGUAUGAAAACUGAAAUGUACCCUUUUUCCCACUGUCUGCAGGGAGAGAAGUGGGUGGCAAGUUAUGCACAAACACUAAAGAUCUCUGAACUCUGUAUUUUAUGUUUACUAUAUUAGACUUUCUACCGAGUACCGUUGUUUCUUUGACAAGCUGUUAGAGCAUCUCCUGUUGCUGGCAAGAAGGUGGCCUUCAAGGCGCUCGACCCCCUUUGCUAUUGCAGCAAAACUGUGCGUUCUUCACCAUAAUGUUUCCUGUAUGUUUUUCUUGGAUAAAAGCCUUUAUUUUUUAACAAGUGCAUUUAAUCACUGUAUGUAUGUAUAAAUGGCGUCGAGUCCUGUCUUAGCAAUUUAAGAAGUAAGGUACUUAGGAUAAGACUUAAGAUUGUCCAUCAUGGGGCCACCUACAACUUCAGGAUGUAGGAUAGCGCGUAUGCGUGAAGAAUUUUGACGAUUGUAUUUAAUAUGGAAACUUUACAUUUCGUUGUCUGUCUGCCAGUUUCACAUUUUUUAUUCAUUUUUCUUGAAAAAGAAACAAAACCACAAAGUGUCUGGAACAUCUUUUUUGCCUUGUUUGACUUUGUACAGAGUACUGAAAAAUAAGUCUUUAUUACGUUUAAUGACCAUUUGUACUAUUGCAUGUUAUACUGUAGACAUUGUGCUAUUAUAUAAGCCAUUUGUAUUUAAAAGUCUGUCAUUAUAAACCACUCUUUUAAGGACUGAAAACUCAGUAGAAAUUUUCAUAGGUGGAAACUUGACAGACUUGCUAAAUUUAGGAUAUGUUGAAAUUCAGUACACAUACACUUUAACGUAGGAAUAUAUAUUUACAGUGAGUUUUAAUUUCAUGCCCAUCUUAAAUCUGAAGUGGCUCUUUCUUUGUUGUGACUUUGCAGUGCUUGUUCUCCACUACAACUGAGAUGGAGACUGUCCAAAUUAGCAUUUUUCUGGAGAGUGCUCUGCAUGUACGCUGCUUGAAAAUUUAAUUUUUAUCCUGCUGGGGUUAGCGUGUAGAUGUAAACCAGAUGACUUGCAUAUUGCAGGAAUUCUUAGGUAUUCAUAUCAUUAUUCAGUGGGAGUAACUUUCGUCUUUUGGAUGAAGAGAGAUGCCUGAAUGUUGAGCACUUGCAUUGUCCCAUGUGAAUCAGUUUUAUUAUAAACAUCGCCCCAUUCUCCACUCAAAGUGUUCUCAUUAAAAUAUCAUAUGUCUUACUUUCCAAAACCUACAGGUGCCGGGCUGGUAAUAAAAAUGCCCUUCUCUGUGCAUCUGUGUGAUUGUGUGGUGGGAGAGGAUGUAGCUCUGUUACACCUGUGGCAGAUCAGCAUCCUGGAUUACUAGCAGCAUGAAGUUUUCUUCUGUGAGACUAAGCUAAUUGCACUCCUCUUCUAUCUGUUAAUAUCUCUUGAAUAGCUCAUUGGAUGUAUUACCUGAAUCUUGCCAAAAUUCCUUGCUUUCAACUGAUAACGCUACCACUACUAGAAAACUUCAGUAAUCAUUAAUGCCUUAGUGAAAUAAUCAUUCACUAAAGAGUGUGAUGCUAAAGCACCUCCCGCUCCCGUGUUGUGUCCAUUCAGUGAAUGGGUGUUCUCCCAGUAAGCGGGGCAUCAUUCGAUGCAAAGCAGUAACGCUAGAGAUGUGUUUCCAACUGGAAAUAACAAAUCUUAAAGUUGUAAGACUGAUCACACUAAGAUUUUUGUGCUUGCGUGUAUGUGGAUAAUUUUUAAAAAAAUUAAAUAUUCUGAUUAAGACAAUUUCGGAGCUUUCUUAUUUUCAGUGUUUCUUAAGACAACACUUACUUACCUUUUUUAGUCAGAAUGCCUGGAUUACUAUACUGUCAGUCUGAUUUUCAUUUUUUUAUGCUCCAGUAAAAAUGGUCUUCCCCCCCCUCAUUAUUGGGCUACAGCAUAUCUGACACCUAGUUCUCCUUUGCAUCACUUCUGUAGAUGUACAUUACGCUAAAGGGAAUUGAGCAGGUGAGCACAUCGUACUGCCUGGAGGUUAUGCAGAGGCACAUGCAUAAUACUCAGUGUACAUGUACUUUGAACCUGUUAAUGAAUCUAUUCAAGUUGAUAGCUACCAGUUAAUAAUAGAAUUAAUUAUUUGCACUGCGGAACCCUCUUGUGGGAGUUGAGUCAUACAGCAAACUAACAGAUGUGCUUUUUGGAUUCCAGUGAUGGUGCCUAAGCCCCUACUGCUUUUCUAAAUGUAAUCACAAACCUUUGGCUGAAGUUGCAGAACCUGAACUGUAACUGGACGUAAGCCAGAGAACAAGUGUGGUCCAAGCAGCUUGAUUUCAUCAAAACUACCUUACCAUCUUGUAGGAAGCAACAACUGUGCACAUCUUCUUUUUAAUGCUCACGUAGUAUUGACAGAAGAGAAUACUUUGUUAAAUAUGGCAUCCAAACAGAAAAUAAAACUAUAGAAGAAAAAAUGCAGCAAUUUUUAGAUUUAAGAUGAAAGGUGCUAUAAUAGAAUAAGGGAAACUUUCAAACAGUAUGUGUGGAAGAAGCGUUCUGUAUGAGUCAUCUCAAAGCCAGGUGAGUCCUAGUACUGAACUAGACUCAUUCUCAGGUUUCUAGUGGUAAGGUAAUACUGAUAAAUAAUUUGUGGAGUGAGUAUUCUUUUUUCGCUUACUGAGAUAAAUGUGGUUUAGCAGAACUGACUCAAGUUGAUCAAAAAAAAGUAAAAACUAAUCUGGAUCAGGAGAAAUCCCGCUCUCAUUGCUAGGAUAAAGAUGCAUCGCUACUAAUAAAUGACUUACUUGCAAGUUCACCUGAAUCUGAAUGGUUAAUACAGAUAAUGUACGUAACUUUUUAUCACUGUCGUGAUCUCAAGUAAAUGUAAUAUAUUUUUAGAAAAAAGACUCAACAUAACUUACAGUAAAUCCUCAAGUGGGAAAAUAAAUGUUUAAAACUGAA